This is a messenger RNA of Aplosporella prunicola CBS 121167, 697 nucleotides long. RefSeq lists its product as uncharacterized. Lineage: Eukaryota; Fungi; Ascomycota; Dothideomycetes; Botryosphaeriales; Aplosporellaceae. Bases 218 to 643 code for a protein of 141 amino acids. The transcript has a single exon. The record is from RefSeq and is a predicted model, not a curated record.
GCCGCCAUAGGUACCGAUUGCUAUUUGCGUGCGUCGGUUCCUGCGAGCUGGAACGCGCGUCGGCUGCUUUCUGAGGCCCAGAAACCCUUUCCGGAAGCCUGGAUUGGGGGCUUCCUGCUUGUCGUUCUGCCAUGGCCUUUUCUUCGUUUCUCGCCUAAACCCGUGCUCUUGCUCCAUUGCAUGCUUGCUAUACGCAUCUUCUGUACACUGCCCGCACAUGUCAGAGCCGCAAGAGCGCAUUACCAUCACCAUUCCCCCCCUACCGGCAACGCAGUCGCGCAGACCAGACACCCACCCACUCACCGUACCGGCGCAAUCCCAAUCUCCAAGCCAACCGCGACAUUGCGCACCCCACACGGCGCAAUCCUGCCGCCCACCCGCCGGCCCAUCUAAUCUUAGACCCGACCAUCCGCGCCCGCUCAAGCCCUCUCUGCCCUACCCAGCCAGCCGUCCUCGCUAUCGAUUGCCCGCGCAUGCAUCCCUAUUUUUUGUCGAUCUCCCGGGUCCAAAGAUCGUGGCCGGGCCCCAGAGUCCAGGAACAGGCCGAGGCUGUCCGUCGCAUAAACCCGGAUCCUUCACCGCGCGCACUCGACCCGAUGGCAGCUUGCUCGCGGUCUGUGUUGUGAAGGAUGGCCGGCGCUGAAUCGGCGCUUGCUGCUGCCGAUCAACGGGCGGGCGCGCGGCCCGCGCCCGCUGC